Messenger RNA from Cyprinodon variegatus (sheepshead minnow), 2433 nucleotides. RefSeq names its product septin-8-A (gene septin8a). The transcript is spliced from 10 exons. Gene Ontology annotation, cellular component: septin complex; microtubule cytoskeleton; septin ring. Bases 150 to 1412 code for a protein of 420 amino acids. Gene Ontology annotation, biological process: cytoskeleton-dependent cytokinesis. The record is from RefSeq and is a predicted model, not a curated record. NCBI's taxonomy places the organism in Eukaryota, Metazoa, Chordata, Actinopteri, Cyprinodontiformes, Cyprinodontidae. Gene Ontology annotation, molecular function: GTP binding; GTPase activity; molecular adaptor activity.
AGCCUGGUGUCCCUCUCUCUCUUCCCAUCCCUGUCAGCUCGCCUUCAGUUAGUCUAGCAGGCUAAGUAGGGAGAGAGGAGAGGAGGGCAGUUCCCUUUCGCUUCUGCUCAGUCUGCCUCUCAGCACGCCGUUAACACACAUUCCACACCAUGGCUGCCACGGACGUGGACGUAUUUUCGAAUGAGGAGAAGCGUAACCUAAGCCUGGGCGGCCAUGUUGGAUUUGACAGCCUCCCUGACCAGCUGGUCAGUAAAUCGGUCACACAGGGUUUUUGCUUCAACAUCCUGUGUGUUGGAGAAACUGGCAUUGGCAAAUCAACACUGAUGAACACUCUCUUUAACACCAUGUUUGAAAACGAAGAGGCGAGCCACUACCAAAACGGCGUGUAUCUGCGACCGCGAACCUACGACCUGCAGGAGAGCAACGUCCACCUCAAGCUAACGAUCGUCGACACUGUCGGUUUUGGUGACCAGAUAAACAAGGAGGACAGUUACAAGCCAAUUGUGGACUACAUUGACACCCAGUUUGAAAACUAUCUCCAGGAAGAGCUGAAGAUCAAACGCUCUUUGUUUAACUACCACGACACCAGGAUCCACAUCUGCCUUUAUUUCAUCGCCCCAACGGGACACUCCCUUAAGUCCCUGGACCUCGUCACAAUGAAGAAACUGGACAGCAAGGUCAACAUAAUUCCCAUUAUUGCCAAAGCGGACACAAUCUCCAAGAGCGAGCUUCACAAAUUCAAAAUCAAGAUAAUGAGUGAGCUGGUGAGCAAUGGCGUCCAGAUCUAUCAGUUCCCGACAGACGACGAAGCUGUCAGUGAGAUCAACUCCUCGAUGAACGCCCAUCUUCCAUUUGCUGUGGUUGGAAGCGUGGAAGAGGUCAAAGUGGGGAACAAAACAGUGAGGGCCAGACAGUACCCCUGGGGAGUGGUGCAAGUUGAAAACGAGAGCCACUGUGACUUUGUAAAGCUGCGAGAGAUGCUGAUCCGAGUCAACAUGGAGGAUCUGAGGGAGCAAACACACGCUCGCCACUAUGAGCUGUACCGGCGCUGCAAGCUGGAGGAGAUGGGCUUUAAAGAUACAGACCCAGACAGCCAGCCUUUCAGUCUUCAAGAAACGUAUGAGGCCAAAAGGAAAGAGUUUCUAGGAGACCUGCAGCGAAAAGAGGAAGAAAUGCGGCAAAUGUUCGUAAACAAAGUAAAAGAAACUGAAGCAGAACUCAAAGAAAGGGAACGAGAGCUUCAUGAAAAGUUUGAGCAGCUGAAACGGAUGCACCAGGAUGAAAAGAGGAAGGUAGAGGAGAAGCGGAAAGAGCUUGAGGAUGAGAUGAACGCCUUCAACAGGAAGAAGUUGGCGGUUGAGACCCUCUCUCUAAAUCAGCCCCUCAAGAAAGACAAGGACAAGAAGAAUUAAUUUUUGGGGCGCAGCACACCCAUCCACACACGACCAUGGAUUUGUCCUCCAUCAUCCAUAGCAACGACCACAUCUGUCUUAUGUUUUUCUUUGUUUCUUUGUCUUGUUUUGACAUUCCAUCUUGACAUUGUGCACAUGGACCAAAGACACUGAGGAUAAUGAUGAUGAUGAAGCCACAGGAGAGGGUGAAAGAUGGUGAGAUAUUCAGGAGAAAUACUCACUUUCCAUCAGUGGCCAUCUCAUGAAUUCAGGAUCUUUCUUUGUCAUUUUUUUUUUUUUUUCGAUAAAUAUAUCUGUGUUUUAUUCAAAUUUCUUGUUGAUUUCAAUAUUUGUGUAUUUUUUUUUUAUUUCCUCAUUAGCCAUCUAAAAACUUUGAUUAAAACCCUGUCAGGGAAUGUCAUUGCUUGGUACUUCAAUUGAACUAAUAUGGGUAAAAUACGUAUUUAAUGAAAAUAUAUGAUGUGCCCAGUUCAAAUCCAAGAUAAAAAGUUAUUUUCAUUAAAAAAUGGUGUUGUGUUUCAAAUAUUCAGUUGAUCUAUCUUAUGAAUUUUUUUGUAACCAUAGUUUGGCAUAAUGAGUCCCUCAUUAGAUAACUAAUAGAUUGAAAUCUCAGUGUGUUGAGCGAUAACAGAGUACCUGCAUUUAGAGGUACUGACGACCUAACGUUUAGUCCUAUGUCUUAAAAAUCUAUGCAAUAUUCUAGUGCUGUAACUCAGUUAAAGUAUGUGAAUAUUUUCUAAAGCUUUCCAAGCUUAUAUUAAUAUGCAAAAUGUACUAGUUUUUAAUUAUGAUCGAGUAUGAGGUAGGAAGCCUGUAUGAGGGUGUAUAUUAUUUGUGAGACUGUAAACCCUGCAAUGAUCGUGUUGUUGUGUAACGGCAGCAGAAUCGCGACUAUUAAGCCAGUAAACAUACAAGCCUCAGCUUACUGUAGGACCACUCAGACAUGGAGAAGAGAACAGCUGUAUUUACUGUCUGUUGAUGCAAAUAAAUGCAAAAAAAUCCCUCCUAAAUAUAAAGCCUC